Molecule: messenger RNA, 1340 nt
Organism: Lingula anatina
Lineage: Eukaryota; Metazoa; Brachiopoda; Lingulata; Lingulida; Lingulidae
Product: thymidylate synthase
Biological process (GO): dTMP biosynthetic process
Cellular component (GO): cytosol; mitochondrion
Molecular function (GO): thymidylate synthase activity
Source: RefSeq, a predicted model, not a curated record
UUGAGCGGUUAACACAACACGACCUGAGCGAUGUAGGGGGGCAAGGUCACGUAAAUCUCAAACAAAUUUUCGCGGGAAAUAUUUCUCUGCUGAAAGGCAGCUUUUCAACCAAGGCACCUCUCACCCAGCACCUCUUCCUCCAAACAAAAUGGAAACUGAAGUGCCUCUGAAUGACGCUAGAUGCAAAGAAAAUAUAAGUCCAGAGGGACCAACAGUUUCAAAGAAAUCUAGAAUUGAACCUUCAGAGAAAAGGCAUGAAGAAUACAACUAUCUGGAUGCAAUUCAACAUAUAAUUGACCAUGGGUCUAAAAAAGAAGACCGUACAGGAACAGGGACAUUAUCAGUGUUUGGUAUGCAAAUGAGAUACAGCCUGAGAGAUGGUGUAUUUCCUCUCCUCACUACUAAGCGAGUGUUUUGGCGUGGAGUAGCUGAAGAAUUACUUUGGUUUGUGAAAGGGAGUACAAAUGCGAAAGAGUUGUCUGAUAAGAACAUUCACAUUUGGGACCAAAAUGGCUCCAGGGACUUCCUUGAUAAAUCAGGAUUAAAGCAUAGAGAGGAAGGUGACCUAGGUCCAGUGUAUGGUUUCCAGUGGAGACAUUUUGGUGCAGAAUAUAAGGACAUGCAUGCCGACUACACUGGUCAGGGUGUGGACCAGCUUCAGGAGGUCAUCAACAGAAUCAAAACAAACCCUGACUGUAGAAGGAUUAUCAUGUCUGCUUGGAAUCCUCCAGAUUUACCCAAGAUGGCUCUGCCGCCCUGCCAUUCAUUUGUUCAGUUUUAUGUUUGUAAUGGUGAGCUCUCCUGCCAGAUGUAUCAAAGAUCUGGAGAUAUGGGACUAGGGGUACCAUUUAACAUUGCAAGUUAUUCCCUUCUCACAUACAUGAUUGCUCAUGUUACAGGCCUCAAGCCUGGAGAAUUUGUGCAUACACUGGGAGAUGCUCAUGUUUAUGUGAAUCACAUUGCUGCUUUGAAAGAACAGUUGAGCAGAGAACCACGCCCUUUUCCAAAAUUGACCAUCAAGAGAAAUGUACAAAACAUAGAUGAUUUUCUUUAUGAAGAUUUUGAAUUGGAGGGAUACAAACCACAUCCCAAAAUUGCCAUGGAAAUGGCCGUUUGAUUUGUUAGAGAACAAUACUGUCCAUCUCCUCACUACAAUCAGUUAGUGGUCUUUGGAUUUCCUCACUAAUUGACCAUGAAGUUAGUUAUGACCAGUGUUAGAAAUUAAGGCUGGACCGUCUGCCUGGGGCUAAGAACUUUCAGAAUGGGCUGAGAAGUUUUCCCACUCGGCAGACAUUCAGUCCAGCUACUUUUCAAGAUGGACUUGCGGUCCAGCAACUAAU